UAAAAAUGAUAAUUGUCUUCUUUUCAGACAUAAAACGAGCAAUAACGAACACUUAUUAAAUUCGGAAUAUAUUUUGGUUAAAUUGGCAUUACUGCAGUUGUUCGCCAUCGACGCUGUCAGCAAAUUUUAUUUGCAAGAUUUGACUAAAAAUAGAAUCGGUAUAAAUUCUGAAAAACGGAUUAAGGGAGAGGAUAAUUCUCAAAUAUUAUUCUCUACUUAGGAGACCGCUCGAGAGCAUCAACGACUGGAUGUGACUUUUAAUUAUUCGACAGAACAAACACAGUGUAGUAAUGAGAGAGAAAUCUAAAUAAAAAUAAACUGAAAAUGGAUGCUUUAAGUGUGCUGAUUGUGAUAGCUCUGAUACAUUGUUCACUAUUUUUUUUUGAUACACUUUUUAAGUCCUGUUCACAUUUACCAUAUUUCUAUUUUCUGAAGAACACUGGCUUGGAAAUCCAGAUAUUGAGAGUGAAAUGGUUUACAACUGCUUUCAAUCGCAAAAUAAUUAAAUGGGGAAUGGACCGUUCUAGAUUUUGGGCUGCUUGGUUUAAUGCUGGUGCCAUAAUAAGUAUUGUGUUAUUACCAAUUGCUGUUGUCAUUAUCUUAAAGAUGACAUUUAAUAUGUGGCUGGCUGGAUCUUCAAGCGAUACUAGUUCAGGAGCUAUAUUAGAGCCUAUGUUACCAGGAGUGGAUAUUCCGUUUAAUGAACUUGGCUAUUAUGUAGCAACAUUAGCAAUAUGCAGUAUAGUUCAUGAAUUAGGACAUGCUCUUGCUGCAGCAAGAGAAGACGUGCAGUUAUUUGGUUUAGGGAUUUUGAUCUUCUUCACCAUUCCAAUAGCUUAUGUACAUAUAAGCAAUGAACAACUGGUUGCAUUGCCUCUAAAAAAUCAAUUCCGUGUGACAUGCGCAGGAAUUUGGCAUAAUAUUGUUCUUGCUACAGUAGCUGCAGCGAUUCUUGUGUUUUCUACAUGGUUAUGGGCGCCACUCUAUAGUCUUGGUUAUGGGGUUUACGUGAAGACUAUUUUACCAAAUUCACCUGUAUUGGGACCGACUGGUCUCCUGGAACACGAUGUGAUAUACAAGUUAAACAGUUGUCCUGUAAAAAAUAGCCAAGACUGGUAUGAUUGUAUAUUGCAUUCAAUACAACAUUCAACUCCUGGUUAUUGCGUUAGGCAAUCAUUUAUUCAGGAUUUCGACGAAUCGGUGCCAGCUAAGCAAAAAACAAAUGGAGUCGUGAACUGUUGCACAGCCGAUAGUGAAACGAGUGGCAGUCUGUGUUUUGAAUAUAUUGAAGGGCCACAAGCUGCUCCUCUUCAUCUACCUCCGCAUUCUUGCCUUCCAGCAAGGGUAAUGAUUAAUCAGUCGCAAAAUUUUUGUCAAACUAGUCACGAAUGUUUAUCUCAAGAUACUCAUUGUAUGAAACCUUCUUUAGACAAUGUGACAAAGAUUAUACAAAUAAAAAGGAAGGUAGGUAAGGAUGUGUUAUUCUUUGGUCAUCCAGCAGACAUUUAUAGAACUGUCGAUGUAUCAGAUUGGGUACCAAAGUACUCUUUUCUUCAUCCCAAAUUACCCGAAUCGUUAUCAUUAUUUUGCCAAUAUAUUACAGUAUUUUCAGCAGGGCUGGCGAUCAUUAACGUUGUACCUUGCUUCUUUUUAGAUGGACAGUACAUUAUAAAUAUACUUGUACUUUAUUUAUUAAAUUCCAGGCCAUAUAAUAAAAAUAUUAGAGAAGCCACUGUACUUACAAUAACAACUAUAGGUACAUUGCUGCUUAUAGUAAACUUAAUGUAUUUACUUUCAAAUAAAAUAUUGUAAGUAAUCUUA
This is a messenger RNA of Odontomachus brunneus, 1821 nucleotides long. It is a transcript of the gene S2P, whose product is annotated as membrane-bound transcription factor site-2 protease. The transcript is spliced from 7 exons. The record is from RefSeq and is a predicted model, not a curated record. Gene Ontology annotation, biological process: membrane protein intracellular domain proteolysis; regulation of response to endoplasmic reticulum stress. Bases 325 to 1812 code for a protein of 495 amino acids. Gene Ontology annotation, molecular function: metalloendopeptidase activity; protein binding. Gene Ontology annotation, cellular component: cytoplasm; membrane. Lineage: Eukaryota; Metazoa; Arthropoda; Insecta; Hymenoptera; Formicidae.